Messenger RNA from Coffea eugenioides, 5786 nucleotides. Its product is annotated as clathrin heavy chain 1. Gene Ontology annotation, biological process: receptor-mediated endocytosis; intracellular protein transport. The transcript has 30 exons. Gene Ontology annotation, molecular function: structural molecule activity; clathrin light chain binding. Gene Ontology annotation, cellular component: plasmodesma; Golgi apparatus; clathrin complex. NCBI's taxonomy places the organism in Eukaryota, Viridiplantae, Streptophyta, Magnoliopsida, Gentianales, Rubiaceae. Bases 231 to 5351 code for a protein of 1706 amino acids. The record is from RefSeq and is a predicted model, not a curated record.
UCUCUCUCUCUCUCUCUAGAUCUCUCUUGUUUCCUCAAACAGUUCUCCCUGUGUUUCUUUCUAAAAUAUUGCUGGCUUUGUGAGAGGGUCCGAGGGUUUCGUCCCCGUCUCAGAUCUCACAGCGUUUUGAGUGGUCUAAAACGCUGUCGUUUGACAAGCUUUCGAUUAGCGAUUUAUUUACGUCGUUCUCAGAUCCGGAGCUUUGAUCUCGGAGCUUCGAUUUCGCCACCAUGGCGGCCGCUAACGCUCCGAUCACAAUGAAAGAGUCCCUUACGUUGACCAGCAUAGGGAUCAAUCCGCAGUUCAUCACAUUUACCAACGUCACCAUGGAAUCUGAUAAAUAUAUAUGCAUACGGGAGACUUCGCCACAAAACUCUGUUGUAAUUAUUGAUAUGAAUAUGCCAAUGCAACCUUUGAGGAGGCCAAUUACUGCUGAUUCAGCACUUAUGAAUCCUAAUACUAGAAUAUUAGCUUUAAAAGCUCAACUUCCUGGAACUACUCAAGAUCAUUUGCAAAUAUUUAACAUCGAGGCAAAAGCAAAAAUGAAAUCAUAUCAGAUGCCUGAGCAGGUUGUAUUUUGGAAGUGGAUUACCCCAAAGAUGUUGGGCUUGGUCACACAAACAUCAGUAUAUCAUUGGUCUAUUGAUGGUGACACUGAACCUAUAAAGAUGUUUGAUAGAACGGCUAAUUUAUCCAACAAUCAGAUAAUCAAUUAUAAAUGUGAUCCUUCUGAAAAGUGGCUGGUUUUGAUUGGAAUUGCACCUGGAUCUCCUGAGAGGCCUCAGCUGGUAAAAGGAAGUAUGCAACUCUAUUCUGUGGAUCAGCAGCGGAGCCAAGCACUUGAAGCUCAUGCUGCAUCAUUUGCCUCUUUCAGGGUACCAGGAAAUGAUAAGGAUUCCAUUCUUAUCUCUUUUGCAACAAAAACCUCCAAUGCUGGACAGAUUUCCUCGAAAUUGCAUGUUAUAGAGCUUGGAGCACAGCCAGGGAAGCCAUCUUUUACAAAGAAACAAGCAGAUCUUUUCUUCCCUCCAGAUUUUGCUGAUGACUUUCCAGUAGCUAUGCAGAUUUCCCACAAAUAUAGUUUGAUAUAUGUGAUCACAAAGCUUGGACUUCUCUUUGUAUACGAUCUGGAAACAGCUACUGCAGUUUACAGAAAUAGAAUCAGUCCAGAUCCUAUAUUUUUGACGUCUGAAGCGACAUCUGUGGGGGGUUUUUAUGCCAUCAAUAGACGAGGCCAAGUGUUGCUUGCCACUGUGAAUGAGGCAACAAUUGUACCUUUUGUUAGUGGCCAAUUAAAUAAUCUAGAGCUUGCUGUGAAUCUUGCCAAAAGAGGGAAUCUUCCUGGUGCAGAGAAUUUGGUUGUCCAGCGUUUCCAGGAGUUGUUUGCUCAGACAAAGUACAAGGAGGCUGCUGAGCUUGCUGCUGAAUCUCCACGAGGCAUCCUUCGUACUCCUGACACUGUUGCAAAAUUUCAGAGUGUUCCCGUCCAAGCUGGACAAACACCACCCUUGCUGCAGUACUUUGGGACACUUUUAACCAGAGGAAAACUGAACGCAUUUGAGUCAUUGGAGCUGUCCCGUCUUGUUGUCAACCAGAACAAGAAGAAUCUUUUGGAGAACUGGUUGGCUGAGGAUAAGCUUGAAUGCAGUGAGGAGCUGGGUGACCUUGUGAAGACUGUUGAUAAUGAUCUUGCACUUAAAAUAUAUAUAAAAGCAAGGGCAACUCCAAAAGUUGUUGCAGCUUUUGCUGAACGGAGGGAGUUUGACAAAAUAUUGAUUUACUCCAAGCAGGUUGGCUAUACACCCGAUUAUCUUUUCCUUCUGCAAACAAUUCUUCGUUCAGAUCCCCAGGGAGCUGUUAAUUUUGCCCUCAUGAUGUCCCAAAUGGAGGGAGGUUGUCCUGUUGACUACAAUACUAUAACAGAUCUCUUUCUUCAGAGAAACAUGAUUCGUGAGGCAACAGCUUUUCUGUUGGAUGUUCUGAAGCCCAAUUUGCCCGAACAUGCUUAUCUUCAAACUAAGGUCCUGGAAAUCAAUCUUGUCACUUUUCCUAAUGUGGCUGAUGCAAUUUUAGCAAAUGGUAUGUUUAGCCAUUAUGACCGUCCUCGCAUUGCUCAGCUCUGUGAAAAAGCUGGCCUUUAUAUUCGAGCUCUUCAGCACUACACUGAAUUGCCAGAUAUAAAGCGUGUUAUUGUGAACACUCAUGCAAUUGAGCCGCAGGGUCUCGUAGAAUUCUUUGGGACUCUUUCUCGAGAAUGGGCUUUGGAGUGCAUGAAGGACCUUCUUUUAGUGAAUUUGAGGGGCAACCUUCAGAUUAUUGUUCAGGUUGCCAAAGAAUAUUGUGAGCAAUUGGGUGUUGAACCUUGUAUAAAAAUUUUUGAGCAAUUCAAAUCGUAUGAAGGAUUGUACUUCUUCUUGGGGUCUUAUCUGAGCUCAAGUGAGGACCCUGACAUCCAUUUUAAGUAUAUUGAAGCAGCUGCAAAGACAGGGCAGAUCAAGGAGGUUGAGCGUGUUACAAGGGAAUCAAAUUUCUAUGACCCAGAGAAGACUAAAAAUUUCUUGAUGGAAGCCAAGCUUCCGGAUGCUAGACCCCUAAUAAAUGUGUGCGAUCGAUUUGGUUUUGUUCCAGAUCUUACACACUACCUGUAUACAAACAACAUGCUCCGGUAUAUUGAAGGAUAUGUGCAGAAGGUCAAUCCUGGAAAUGCUCCACUAGUUGUGGGGCAGCUGCUAGACGAUGAAUGUCCCGAAGAUUUUAUUAAAGGCUUGAUUCUCUCUGUCCGUUCGCUUCUUCCUGUUGAGCCUCUCGUGGACGAGUGUGAGAAAAGGAACCGGCUUCGGUUACUUACCCAAUUUUUGGAGCAUCUUGUGAGCGAAGGAAGCCAGGAUGUGCAUGUGCACAAUGCACUUGGAAAGAUCAUUAUAGACAGUAAUAAUAACCCUGAGCACUUUCUCACUACCAACCCAUAUUAUGAUUCACGUGUUGUGGGCAAAUACUGUGAGAAGCGUGAUCCUACCCUUGCUGUUGUUGCCUAUCGGAGAGGGCAGUGUGAUGAUGAACUCAUCAAUGUAACAAAUAAGAACUCCCUGUUUAAGUUGCAGGCCAGGUAUGUAGUUGAAAGGAUGGACGGUGAUCUGUGGGAGAAGGUCCUGAACCCUGAAAAUGAAUAUAGGAGGCAACUCAUUGACCAAGUUGUAUCUACUGCUUUGCCUGAAAGCAAGAGCCCUGAACAAGUUUCUGCUGCUGUCAAAGCAUUCAUGACAGCAGAUCUUCCACAUGAACUUAUUGAGCUUCUUGAAAAGAUUGUGCUUCAAAACUCUGCGUUUAGUGGAAACUUCAAUCUGCAAAACCUACUCAUUUUGACAGCCAUCAAAGCUGAUCCUUCUAGAGUUAUGGACUACAUUAACAGGCUUGACAACUUUGAUGGACCUGCAGUGGGGGAAGUGGCUGUGGAGGGCCAACUAUAUGAAGAGGCUUUUGCGAUUUUCAAGAAGUUCAAUUUGAAUGUGCAAGCUGUCAAUGUGUUAUUGGAUAAUAUCCGAGACAUUAACCGUGCCGUAGAGUUUGCAUUCCGUGUUGAAGAAGAUACCGUUUGGAGCCAGGUUGCUAAAGCCCAGCUCAGGGAGGGAUUAGUUAGUGAUGCAAUUGAGUCCUUCAUCCGUGCAGAUGAUGCUACACAAUUCUUGGAGGUGAUACAAGCUGCUGAAGAUGCCGAUGUCUACCAUGACUUGGUGAAGUAUCUUCUGAUGGUUAGGCAGAAAGCAAAGGAGCCCAAGGUGGACAGUGAGCUCAUUUAUGCAUAUGCCAAAAUUGAUAGAUUGGGUGAUAUUGAGGAAUUUAUUCUCAUGCCAAAUGUUGCUAAUCUUCCCAAUGUGGGUGAUCGCUUGUAUGAUGAGGCCUUAUAUGAGGCUGCAAAGAUCAUAUUUGCUUUCAUUUCUAACUGGGCCAAGUUGGCAAGUACACUUGUGAAGUUGAAGCAAUUUCAAGGUGCUGUUGAUGCGGCGAGGAAGGCCAAUAGCUCAAAGACAUGGAAAGAAGUUUGCUUUGCUUGUGUUGAUGCUGAGGAGUUCCGUUUGGCUCAGAUUUGUGGGCUUAAUAUUAUUGUACAGGUGGAUGACCUUGAAGAAGUCAGCGAGUAUUACCAAAACAGAGGAUGCUUCAACGAGUUAAUCUCUCUUAUGGAAAGCGGUUUGGGAUUGGAGCGUGCGCAUAUGGGCAUAUUUACAGAACUUGGAGUCCUUUAUGCAAGAUACCGCUAUGAGAAGCUCAUGGAGCAUAUCAAGUUAUUUUCUACCCGUCUUAACAUUCCCAAGCUUAUCCGAGCUUGUGAUGAGCAGCAACACUGGAAAGAGCUUACCUAUUUGUAUUUUCAAUAUGAUGAAUUUGAUAAUGCUGCCACUACUGUCAUGAACCAUUCGCCAGAUGCUUGGGAUCAUAUGCAGUUCAAAGACAUUGUAGUAAAAGUUGCAAACGUUGAGCUAUACUACAAAGCAGUGCAUUUCUACUUGCAGGAGCAUCCUGAUCUCAUAAAUGAUCUUCUGAAUGUCCUUGCACUUCGUGUUGACCAUACAAGAGUGGUGGAUAUAAUGAGAAAGGCUGGCCAUUUACGACUGGUGAAGCCAUACAUGGUUGCAGUUCAGAGCAACAAUGUUUCUGCUGUUAAUGAGGCACUCAAUGAGAUCUAUGUUGAGGAGGAAGACUAUGACAGAUUACGUGAAUCAAUUGAUUUACAUGAUAAUUUUGAUCAGAUUGGCCUUGCACAGAAGAUUGAGAAACACGAGUUGCUUGAGAUGAGACGUGUUGCUGCUUAUAUCUAUAAGAAGGCCGGUAGAUGGAAGCAAUCAAUUGCACUGUCAAAGAAAGACAACCUGUACAAAGAUGCAAUGGAGACGGCUUCUCAGUCUGGAGAUCGUGAACUUGCCGAGGAGCUGCUCGUUUACUUUAUUGAACAGGGAAAGAAGGAAUGCUUCGCAUCAUGCCUCUUUGUUUGUUAUGAUUUGAUUCGUGCGGAUGUUGCUCUUGAGCUUGCUUGGAUGAACAAUAUGAUCGACUUUGCUUUCCCGUAUCUCUUGCAGUUUAUCCGUGAGUACACUGGCAAAGUUGAUGAAUUAGUCAAGGACAGAAUUGAAGCUAUGAAUGAAGCAAGGGCAAAAGAGAAUGAAGAGAAGGACGUUAUUAAGCAGCAGAAUAUGUAUGCUCAGUUGCUGCCACUUGCUUUGCCUGCACCACCAAUGCCGGGUAUGGGAGGGGCAGGUAUGGGAGGAGGUUUUUCAGCCCCUCCACCACCAAUGAGUGGAAUGGGUAUGCCGCCAAUGCCACCUUUUGGAAUGCCUCCCAUGGGCUCUUAUUGAGGGUGAAGAUGUGUGGUCUGAAAUUCGCAAUGCAAUGUGCUUUGGGCUGAAAUGGGAACCGACAGAUUGGGCCCUUUACACAUUGAGUUUGUUGGUUACACCUCUUUAUCAUUUUAGUCCCGAUAUUUCCCAAGCAAGUUCAUGGGCCUGGAUGAAGGUUGACAUAAAAAUAAUGCCAUUUUGUGUUGUUUGUCGUAGGGUGUGGAUAUUUCUUUUUUCUAUUUUUGUAAUAUUCUUUGGUAGUGGAGGCAAUUUUUUGCAGCUGGUAGGCGGCAAUCAGAGGAUAAUAUGUAUUCUAUGAAAACGUGGUGGUCCAUGUUAGUACAUUUUUGUACUGUUUUUGUUAUGUGGGUCGAUGUAAUACUGUUAUUUUUAGCUCAAGUUUCUUUAGCAGGCGUCCUACGCAUUUUUCUAUAAACUGGCUUUCGGAUUUAA